AUGAACAGCCACGAAACGAUACGAUUGAUCGAGGCCUUCGACCUGAGCCAGUCCACCCGUUGCGUGACCAUCCCCAACCAGAUGAAGGUGUGUCAAGAUGUGGGCUACUCAGAGAUGCGCCUCCCCAACUUCUUGGGCCACAGCAACCUUGAAGGUGAAGUGGUACCCCGCUCCGAAGACUGGAGGCCCCUGCUGCAGACGGGGUGCCACCCCCAAGCCCAGGCCUUCCUCUGCUCCCUCAUCGCUCCCGUCUGUCUUGACACGUUCAUCCAGCCCUGUCGGAGUCUGUGCGUGGCCGUGAGGGACAGCUGUGCCCCCGUGCUCGCAUGCCAGGGGCACCCUUGGCCCCAAGCACUUGACUGCGAACGUUUCCCCUCCGAGGAAGACAUGUGCCUCUCUCCGCAUGCCAAAUUCAGCCAUUUUGCUAAAGACUUUCCCAAAGCAGCUUGUCAAAACUGUCCCAUGGUGGAAGAAGCUCCGGCUAUGAAAACAGUCCUGGAUGCUUUUUGCCAACAUGACUUUGCUGUUACCGCUAAACUGCACCACCGCCGCCGCUUCCUGACGGGCGAGCCCGCGUUUGAAGUCGAGGGCCGCGUGGAGUUCAUCCGCCAGGGCCCGCUGUUACCCUACGACACCCACCUUCUGCUGCGCCAGUGGCUGCUCAUCAACGUGCGCUGCGCCGACGCGCUGGUGCGGCCCGGACGUUCACAGCUCUACGUGCUGACCGGCUCUGUGCUCCCCGACGGUACCCUCGCCAUCGCCCGCCUCUUCCCUUGGCACAAGAAGGACGCCAACAUC
This is a messenger RNA of Hippocampus comes (tiger tail seahorse), 798 nucleotides long. It is a transcript of the gene szl, whose product is annotated as sizzled. The transcript has 4 exons. NCBI's taxonomy places the organism in Eukaryota, Metazoa, Chordata, Actinopteri, Syngnathiformes, Syngnathidae. Gene Ontology annotation, biological process: non-canonical Wnt signaling pathway; canonical Wnt signaling pathway. The annotation marks the transcript as partial. The record is from RefSeq and is a predicted model, not a curated record. Gene Ontology annotation, molecular function: Wnt-protein binding.